Molecule: messenger RNA, 1512 nt
Organism: Thyridium curvatum
Lineage: Eukaryota; Fungi; Ascomycota; Sordariomycetes; Thyridiales; Thyridiaceae
Exons: 2
Coding region: 1-1512 (503 amino acids)
Biological process (GO): intracellular monoatomic cation homeostasis; protein phosphorylation; intracellular signal transduction
Molecular function (GO): protein serine/threonine kinase activity; ATP binding
Source: RefSeq, a predicted model, not a curated record
AUGGCCGGCUCCUCCGAUGCAGCAUCCAAGGCGGCAUCGUCGACCAACUCGCAGCCGGCUUCCUUGAAGUCGGUGGAGCUCCCCACCCGGUCGCCCCUGCUCGUUCCUCAUGAUGGCCAAGCCGCCAACGGCUCCGUCAUUGCGGAACCCGUGCCGAAGGCUUCAGUCAAGGAUCGCUUGACGCGCAUGUUUUCCACCAAGGACAGCAGCCGCCCUGCCUCUGUCGACCCUGCCACCCAGCAGAAGAAGCAGAUCCCGGAGAAGGCCUCGUCCACCGCAUCCGGUGCUUCGACUCCGCCCAAGCCCAACCCGCCCUCGCGCAAGCCGUCCACGACAGACAAGGCCGCCGACAAGACUGCUGCCGCACCCAAGUCUGGCAAGUCUGUCAAUGGCAACGCCCCGCAUCAGCGUUAUGUCGUCAACCUCGAGGUCCCUGGAGGUCAUGAGCACCAUCUGAGGUCAAGUCGACGGCAGGAGAAGCUCACGGACAUGUUCCGAGGCCUUCUCGGCAAGAAGGCUGCAGAGCAGCCGGAAAAUGACCUGUCCCUUGUCUCCAGCUGGGUCGACACUCUCAAGCAGGAGAAGGAGAAGGACAUCCUUGCGGGUGAUCGGAGAGGUGGGCCCAAUGCCACGGUGACCCUUGUCGAGAAGUAUGGAAAGUGCCAGGAGGUUGUCGGCCGUGGCGCUUUCGGAAUCGUCAGGAUAUCCCACAAGAAGAUGGAGAACGGCGUGGGCGAGAAGCUGUUUGCCGUGAAGGAGUUCCGACGCCGACCCGAGGAGACAGAGAAGAAGUACAGCAAGCGGUUGACCGCCGAAUUCUGCAUCUCGUCAAGCUUGCGCCACCCCAACGUGAUCCACACCCUGGACCUCCUCAAGGAUGCCAAGGGCGACUACUGCGAGGUGAUGGAGUUCUGCGCCGGAGGUGACCUGUACACCCUCGUGCUCGCCGCGGGCAAGCUCGAGGUCCAGGAGGCAGACUGUUACUUCAAGCAGAUGAUGCGCGGUGUCGAGUACAUGCACGAGAUGGGUGUGGCGCACCGCGAUCUCAAGCCCGAAAACCUCUUGCUGACCACGCACGGUGGCCUCAAGAUUACGGAUUUUGGAAACGGCGAAUGUUUUCGAAUGGCCUGGGAGAACGACGCCCACAUGGUCUCGGGUUUGUGUGGCUCCGCCCCCUACAUCGCUCCCGAGGAGUACGUCGACAAGGAGUUUGACGCCAGAGCGGUCGACGUCUGGGCUUGUGGAGUCAUCUACAUGGCCAUGCGCACUGGGCGGCACUUGUGGCGAGUUGCCAAGAAGGACGAGGAUGAGUUUUACGCCCGCUACCUAGAGGGCCGCAAGGACGAGGAGGGCUAUGGUCCGAUCGAGUCUCUCCAUCGGGCUCGAUGCCGGAAUGUCAUCUACUCCAUUCUGGACCCCAACCCAACACGCCGCAUCACGGCCUCCCAGGUUCUCAAGUCUGAAUGGGGCCGCGAGAUAAAACUGUGCAAGGCGGGCGAGGAGGGUCUCUAG